Molecule: messenger RNA, 2247 nt
Organism: Striga asiatica
Lineage: Eukaryota; Viridiplantae; Streptophyta; Magnoliopsida; Lamiales; Orobanchaceae
Source: the annotation of a GenBank genome assembly
GAAAAAAAAAAAAAAAUCUCCACCUGCCAUUGCGUUCAGCUUUCGGCCGGACCGUCGAAUUUUGCCGCCAACUCGUCGACCUGAUCAGCCUCCUGCCCACCACUGACCACUUGGUCCUCCGAUUUGAAGCCGCACGCCCUACCGGAGAGGAUACCUCGCCACUUGAAGUAGAGGAGCAACGCCUCAGUCCACGCGAGCGGUCAGACCAGUUCGCCUUACGCAACCCGACGCCGGCGCAACCUCCAUGUCGUGCAACGAUCAGUAUUUUGUUGAAUUAUUGAUUCUUCUUCAACUUGCAAUUGUUGAAGAAGAAGUAAAUAUUUUGGGAUUUUGGAAAAGUAAAGCGUGUGUGCAAUGAAGUCUGAGAAGGGUUAGUGGAUGAUAGGAGGUUACAAAUCCCAAAAAAUCAGUAACACUUACCAUAUAAAAAACCCACCUCCUUAAAUCAUGCUUGAAACGGUUGGACAUAAUUUAGGUGCUAAUCUCGUAAAUGGGCAAAUAAGAUACUUUAUUGGUACAUGUACAAUAUUUCUUGUCUUUGUCAUUACACAGUGUAAUUAUCUCUUAUAUAUAUGCAUGCGUUGUAUAUAUUUCUGGCCCAAAUAAUAAGAUUCAGCACAAGUACACUAAUAAUCUACACUCCUGGCACAAAUAGAAAGGUUCAUCACUCCACUAGACUAGACUCUAGUCCACUAUAAACAAUAUAAACGGUCCUACACAUCAAACAAUCUCAGCACAUUUUUAUGAGUGAAUGUUAGCGGGAAAAAAUGAAAAAAACUUUACAUUAAAGCCCCAAAAUUAAUUAGACUACUCCGUCUCUACAAACAAGAAGGAAGAGCGCGGCUGGUACUUAUCCUUCAUUCUCCAAAUUUCGUCUUCCCCCUAUCUCUCCAAAUUCCAAAAUUCCAAUCGUCAAGUCUACCUCGCCCGGCCCGCUGUCCACCUCGCCCGGCUCGCCGUCCUCCACAACCGAGCCGAACUUCACCACCGUCUGCGGCUUCCGGCGACCGCAGCAAGAUCGAUCCCGCACCCGUUCACCUGACGAGAGAGACCACCACCGUCGAUUGAGUCGGGUCAUUGACGGGUUGUUUGAAUCAAGAUCGGUCACAGACUCACAGUUUCAGUCCAAAGCAAACAAUCCCUAGAAACUCUCCUCGCACAAUUUCUCACACUCACCCGUCGGCUGUCACCAACCACCCGCUCUCAGCACUAGUCCAUCACCGGUCAACCACCAGUCAAGCGGCGAAUCUGUUACCGGCCGCCGCCUGGCGCUCAGCAAGUUGACAAGCCCUCGCCCUCCCAUUCCGGCCGACGCUAUACCAGCUAAAAAUGGACAACAAUGAGAUUGAAAGAGUACGCGGGAGUAUAAAUGAGUUGAGCAUCAAAGAACGGGCUGAUCAAGCUGAAGGUAGCCCACAAAUCACUUGUUUUUCUCAAGCUUCUGAUGAAGUUACCUUCCACUUUCAGAUUAUUCGUCUUCACAAUCAGGUUUCAUUAAUGAUUUUAUAUGCUCUGGCUGUGUGCCUUGAUCGUAUGUCUUCACAUUUGGAGAUUUAUGCCUGGGUUGGUUGCAACUCGGCCAAGUUUGGACAUUUGUAUGCGGCUGCACCUACACGGCCUAGCCACACAGUUGGUGUGACUUCUCUAAUAGGAGGAGCUUCUGAUAACACGGGUUUUGGUAUUGCUCGCCGAUUAGUUCUAAAGACUGGUCUUAACAUCGUACUUGCUUGUAACGUACCAAAGAAUAACCCCAUGCUUGAGGCAAAUGCUGAGAAAAUGCUGAUGCAGAAGCUAAUUAGUCUCGGAUACACCAAGUCGAGAAGCUGAAGAAAGAUUGAAUGAGUUUUCCAUGACAGUUUUUUCCUUGGUACUUGUUCCAAAGUUGAAUUAGUUCUUCAAUUCUUGGAUUUUACUGUCAUGAAUGCUACGUAUUGCUUUAUUAUUUCUUAUUUUCGUGUUAAGUUACUUGUUCCGCAUAUCCGUUGCUAGUUUCAUUUGCUCGAUUGAUGAAUCUUCGAAACUUGGAAGCUAUGGAGUCAUUCUUUCUUCAUAUGGGAAAAUUUAAAUGGACGAAAAGUAGGAAGUUAAGAAUCUCGAUGAUAUGUUUAGUUUAGUGUAAGCCAUAUACAUACUACUUUUGAGUGUCAUAUUGAGCAAGAUACAGAUCUAUUAUACAUUUUUUUUUUUUAAAUAUCUAUUGGAGGUACCUGGUGCAUGUGUUUUUUUUAUGGAUUUGGCAUUGAUAAA